GUGUCACUGUUAAAAGGUGCAAAAUGGCAGCGAAAAAAAGAAAGAUUUCCGAAGAUUACGUUAAGUUUGGAUUUACCUUCAUAGAAAAAGACGAGUUACAAUUGCCUCAGUGUGUGAUAUGUUUUAAGUAAGGAUAGCAUGAGGCCCAAUCGCCUUGAAAGGCAUUUGAAGCAACAACAUCCUAC
Acanthoscelides obtectus is the source of this 185-nucleotide messenger RNA. Lineage: Eukaryota; Metazoa; Arthropoda; Insecta; Coleoptera; Chrysomelidae. The record is from the annotation of a GenBank genome assembly.